AUGAGUUCUCUAAGUAAAAUUGCGAAAACAUUAAAACACCCUCUAUUGAGGGGAAUGGCUUCAUAUGGUGUUAUUUGGCCAGUAUCAAGUUUUAUUCAACAAACAUUUGAGGGUCGAAAUUUCGAAGAUAACUCAUAUGAUUGGCUGAGGUGUGCCCGUUUUGGGUUAUAUGGUUCCUGUUAUGUUGCCCCUACAUUGUAUACUUGGUUAACUAUUGCAAGUACGGUAUGGCCUGCAACUACAUUGAAGUCAGCUCUUAUAAAGACUUUCUUUGAAACAAUAACAUACACACCAUUUGCAAUGUGCAGUUUCUAUUUUGGAAUGAGCUUAUUAGAAGGUAAUGCAUUUGAUGAGGCAGUUGCUGAAGUUAAAGCAAAAUUUUGGCCCACAUAUAAGGUUGGGGCUUCAGUAUGGCCAAUAAUAGCUGUAAUGAAUUUUUGGCUUAUUCCUCCAGCAAACAGGGUUCCUUUCAUAUCUGUAUGUAGUCUUAUCUGGACAUGUUUCUUAGCUUACAUGAAACACUUAGAGAAAGAAAAUGUACCUCAAAGAUUUGAUCAUAGAUCUAUUAAACUUUAG
This is a messenger RNA of Leptosia nina, 576 nucleotides long. The record is from the annotation of a GenBank genome assembly. NCBI's taxonomy places the organism in Eukaryota, Metazoa, Arthropoda, Insecta, Lepidoptera, Pieridae.